Molecule: messenger RNA, 1056 nt
Organism: Rotaria socialis
Lineage: Eukaryota; Metazoa; Rotifera; Eurotatoria; Philodinida; Philodinidae
Source: the annotation of a GenBank genome assembly
AUGACGGUUUAUUCAAAUUAUUUAUUUGUUGUCAAUGUGGGCUCGAAUUCGUUGUCCAUGUUUAUGAUUAAUUCAUUGGAUGCUACACAAUUGACACUAUUAUCGGUACAACCAGUGAAUGGAUGGUUCCCUGUGUCGGUGACGGCCAAUUACCUGUAUGCAUGUGUCUUGACUGGUGGGAAUAUCACAGGAAUUCGUUUUUUCACCUAUAAUUCAUCAGGUUUAUUUGUCGUACCGUGGUUUGAUCGUAUUGUUACACCGAGCCCUACACAAAGCGUUCCAUCUAACAAUUUUGCUGGAACAAUGAGUAAAAUCCUAUUUUCUGCUGACAAUAUGGCCUUGAUUGUUGCUUAUAAGAACUACUCUUCGUCACAACCAGGCAACAUUUUGCUCUAUCUGUUAAGCAAUAACAGCACUAUGUUGGGACUGGCUCCAGUUCCGACAAACUUAUCACAGGUUAUACAACCAACCUCAAUAACAUUGAUGGGCACGAACGGUUUGUUGGUUACUGAUCCAGGAGCGAAUGGUAUCCUAACAAUGUUUUAUUCAUCAAUAUUCAAUACAAACGGCGCUAUAUAUAACAGUAUUUUGACACCGAUUAAUUCGACGCUUUCAGGCAUCUUAUGUUCGUCGGCAUAUUCGUCAAAAAUUGGUAAUUAUUAUGUUGUCGGGCGGGCUGGAGUAACAACAAGCAUUGUCGAGCUAAAUUUGAAUUGGAAUAAUUUUAAUCCUGUUACCGUUGUUCAAUACUAUUCAUUGCCUAACAAUGCUGGUGCAUUCGAAGCAACAGUGGUCAAUUUAGGUGGUACCGAUUAUUUGUAUGUACUCGGUACAAUGGCACACACCAUCAGCGGUUAUCAGUUGAAUGCAGCCGGCAAUGCAACAGCCAAUGGUAUAUCUAUUGUUCAGCAAGGAUAUACUGCUGUCGGCAUUGCAGCAUUUGUCCAAACCAGCUCGCUGUCGUCUGUAUCAUCAACUGUAUCGACACUAGCGUUGGCGAUCACAAUCAUGUUUUGCUUGAUGAGCAUCGUUUUUUGCUCUCCACACAAUGAAUGA